AAAUAUUUGGGUACUUUCCAAGAAUAAUCGGAAUCGGGUACUUUCCAACUUUUUCACCUUUCACCUUGUUUUGUAUUGAAUUUUUGGGGUUUAGUGAUUAUUUAUUUAUUAGUUUGUUUAUUGUCCGAGUUUCGAAAAUGACUGCGUUGUCAGCAAAACAAGUCCGCAACGCCUACAUCGACUUUUUCAAAGAGAAAAACCACAUCUACCAUCAUUCCUCGUCUACGAUACCUUUGGACGACCCCACCUUACUUUUCACCAAUGCCGGCAUGAACCAGUUCAAACCCAUUUUCUUGGGAACUGUUGAUCCGAACAGUGACUUGUCCAAACUGGUUAGAGCGGUAAACACUCAGAAAUGUAUCAGAGCAGGAGGUAAACACAACGACUUAGAUGACGUAGGCAAAGACGUGUACCAUCACACGUUUUUCGAAAUGAUGGGUAACUGGUCGUUCGGCGACUAUUUCAAAAAAGAAAUUUGCACUUGGGCCUGGGAAUUCUUAACCAUCAAACUCCAACUACCACCCAACCGACUCUACGUUACUUAUUUCGGAGGAGACGAAAAAUCCGGCCUGGAACCGGACACCGAGUGCAAACAAAUCUGGCUAAACCUCGGAGUACCACCAACUCAUGUAAUUCCAGGCUCCAUGAAAGAUAAUUUUUGGGAAAUGGGCGAAACAGGCCCAUGUGGUCCUUGUUCCGAACUGCAUUUUGACCGAAUCGGGGAUAGGGAUGUUCCAGAAUUAGUCAACCAAGAUGAUCCAGAUGUUUUAGAAAUUUGGAAUCUUGUAUUCAUCCAAUACAAUCGUGAGACUGAUGCAAGUUUGAAACCUUUACCCAAAAAACAUAUCGAUUGCGGUUUAGGUUUGGAACGUUUAGUUUCAGUUAUUCAAAAUAAACGUUCCAACUAUGACACGGAUUUAUUUGUACCAAUUUUUGAAGCUAUUGAAAAAGGUACUGGGGCGCCACCUUAUCAAGGCAGAGUAGGCGAAGCCGAUACAGACGGAAUCGAUAUGGCUUAUAGAGUUUUAGCAGAUCAUGCCAGGACUUUAACAAUUGCAUUAUCGGAUGGUGGAAAUCCAGACAACACUGGUAGAGGUUAUGUUUUGAGACGCAUCUUACGUAGAGCUGUGAGAUAUGCUACCGAAAAACUAAACGCCAAGCCAGGCUUUUUCGCUACAUUAGUCAACACUGUAGUUGAUCUUUUAGGAGACACUUUUCCUGAAGUCACCAAAGAUCCUCAAUCCGUCAUAGACACAAUAAAUGAAGAAGAAACUCAAUUUCUAAAAACCUUAAGCAGAGGUAGGAACUUAUUAAAUAGAACAAUCACGAAACUGGGCAAUAAUUGCAAAGAAGUCCCCGGUGAUGUGGCUUGGAGACUCUACGACACCUACGGGUUUCCCGUAGACCUAACCUCACUUAUGGCCGAAGAAAAAGGUUUAAACGUCAACAUGUCCGACUACGAAGAAUCCAAAAAGCAGGCGCAACUAAUAUCGCAAGGCAAAGGCAGCGGGGUGGCGGACACCAUUAAUUUGGACGUUCACUCUAUAACGGAGCUGCAAACUAUGGGGGUGCCACCUACCGACGAUUCAGCCAAGUACGAUUACCAAGCUGGUGCCAAGGUCGAUGACACUUAUCAGUUUGCCAGUUGUCAAGCUACUGUCAUUGGAUUAAGAUUCAAUAAACAAUUUGUCGAAGAAGUAACCAGCGGUCAGGAAUGCGGUCUGUUGCUGGACAAAACCAACUUUUACGCGGAACAAGGAGGCCAAAUCUACGACACUGGCUACAUUGUAAAAUCCGACGACGACAGCGUGGAAUUUUCGGUCAAAAACGUCCAAGUUCGGGGCGGUUACAUCGUCCAUAUUGGCAACAUCGAAGGUACCUUGAAGAAGGGUGACAAAGUGACUUUGCACAUCGACAGCGAAAGGCGGCGCUCGAUUAUGAGCAACCAUACAGGCACGCAUAUUUUAAAUUACGCUUUGCGAAAGGUUUUAGGAACUGAGGCCGAUCAAAGAGGGUCACUUGUAGCUCCAGACAGGUUGCGAUUUGAUUUUACCAAUAAAGGCGCUCUUAGUGUUGAGCAAGUGAAAAAUACUGAGCAAAACUCUAAGGAUUUGAUUGGCAAAAACCAGCAAGUUUACGCUAAAGAGGCCAAUUUGGCAACAGCGAAAACUAUUAGGGGAUUGAGGGCCGUUUUUGAGGAAACUUAUCCUGAUCCUGUCAGGAUUGUGUCCGUGGGUAUUCCAGUUGAGCAGCUUGAAACUGACCCCUUUGGACCUGCCGGAGAUGGUACUUCUAUUGAAUUUUGCGGCGGUACCCAUGUCAAAUAUGCAGGUCAUAUUGGUGAUUUUGUGAUUAGUAGCGAAGAGGCCAUAGCGAAAGGUAUCAGACGGAUUGUAGCUUUGACAGGGCCCGAAGCCACCAAAGCCUUGAAAAGAAACGAAGUGCUGGAAAACAGGUUAAAUGAAAUCAAAUCCUCAAUUGAAGCAGAUAAAGAUGGCUUAAACUCAAAAGAUAAUGUUAAGAGAAUCGUAGAGCUGACAGAUGAAGUGUCGCAGGCUACGAUUCCUUACUGGAAAAAAGAAGAGAUCAGAAACAGCUUGAAAUCGCUUAAAAAGGCUUUGGACGACAAAGACCGUGCAGUUAAGGCUGCAAUUGCCAACAAAGUAAUCGACGAAAUCAAGGAAUUUGUUAACCAAAACCCAAACUUGCCAGUUUUGGUCAAGGAAUUGAAGGCCUUCAAUAAUACUAAGGCUUUAGAUGGUGCCUUGAAACAAGUGCGAAGCCUUAGCCCUUCAACUGCUGCUCUUUUUGUUUCCGUAGACCCCGAUUCUAAUAAAUUAUUUUGUUUGUCUUCGGUGCCUAAAGAAACCAUUGAAAAAGGGCUCAAGGCUAAUGAAUGGGUUCAGAGCGUGGCUUCAAAAAUUGGCGGAAAAGGCGGCGGCAAACCUGAUUCCGCUCAGGCUAGUGGCGCCAACUGUGUGGCGGUCGACGAAAUUUUGUUGUUGGCCAAACAAUUCGCUGACAGUAAAUUGAGUUAGAAUAAAAUCAAAACUGAUAAGCUCCAAUAAUAAAGCAUUUAUUACAUUUUAAUCUUG
This is a messenger RNA of Ceutorhynchus assimilis (cabbage seed weevil), 3095 nucleotides long. The record is from the annotation of a GenBank genome assembly. Lineage: Eukaryota; Metazoa; Arthropoda; Insecta; Coleoptera; Curculionidae.